Messenger RNA from Dendronephthya gigantea, 2128 nucleotides. Its product is annotated as PTB domain-containing engulfment adapter protein 1-like. The transcript has 10 exons. Lineage: Eukaryota; Metazoa; Cnidaria; Anthozoa; Malacalcyonacea; Nephtheidae. The record is from RefSeq and is a predicted model, not a curated record. Bases 169 to 1491 code for a protein of 440 amino acids.
GCAAGCUUCCGCCAGUCGAAUUGUCUGUGAAAAUUGAAAUAUAGAGUUUACAAUAGAAAGGCUCCUAGCGUGCUGGUUGCGUGCAGUCCACGCGAAACCUUCAUCUGGCAAAGCAGAGGAAAGUUAACUCGUUUCAAUUUUUGUGGCAUAAUUUGAGAAAAAUAGGCCAUGCAACGUGCUAAAAUAGGCAAAAAGAAGAACGAACAGCCAGAUCCGAAGUGGCGACAUUCAGAUGAUGCCGUAGAAAAGGGGAAAGUGAGCUAUAAUUGCAAGUUUUGGGGUAGCACACCUGUUACUCAGUCCAAAGGCUCAGAAUUAAUAAAGGAAUCAAUAAAGAAGUUACAGUUUGCCAAUGAUAUCAAGAAAAGUGAGGAAGGUUUAAAAGCAAGCAAACUUAAGAAAGUGGAAUUGUGUAUUUCUACCCAAAACCUGAUUCUGACAGACUUAAAAUCUAAAACAACUCUUUACAGCUUUCCAUUGCAAAGGGUCUCGUAUUGUGCUGAUGAUAAAACAAGCAAAAAAUUGUUUGGUUUUAUUGCCAGAGACAAGGAAACUUCGCAACACCAGUGCUACAUCCUUGAGUGUGAAAAAAAUGCUGAGGAACUAACCCUGGCAGUAGGGCAGGCAUUUGAAUUGGCAUACAAGCGAUACAAAGCGAAUCAAGCCGAAACCGGAAAAGACGUGAGUCAAAUGAAGCAACGUGUACAAAAUGCGGAAAAAGAAAACGAAGUUUUAAGAAAGAAACUCGAAGAAAUGGAGAAAAUGAAUCAGAAACAAGCCGCUCCCCCAUCAUUGGCUUCUGUCGCAGCUGCUCCCGCUAAUCAGAGCAAUGUGCAGACAAAUGUGUCUCAACCACCAGCGCAGCAACCAUUUGAUCCGUUUGCUGAAAGUUCCGUAUCGGCCUUUGAAUCUUCGCCGUUCGACAUUCAAAGCCCCCCACCUUUCCAAAAUGAUCCCAGACCUUUACCCCCCGGUGUCCCCGUUACUGGUGUCAACCCUUUUGCAGUCCCAGGCCCAACAGAGCCUCAGGCAGUAUCCAAUAACAAUCAUGCAGGAGGUGAUCUGCUUGAUAUAUUCGGCAGUGAACCGCAACAGGCUUCAAAUAACUCUCAAAGCCUGGGAGAUGAUAUAUUCGAUCCAUUAGCUCAGAUCAACGGCGCUCAGGAACCUCCACCGCCACAACCAAACUUUUCCUCGUUUGAUCAACAACAAGCCCCGGUUCAAGCAAAUAUUCCGGCAUUUGAUCAGGCGCAAAGCCAGCCAGCCCAGUUGGCAUCCGUGUCUCGUCCACGACCUGCGGCAGCAUCGGCAGGAUUAUUACCACCGCCUCCGACGAAACAAAGUAUCAAGGAAAAAAAUAGAAGUUCAGUUCCAGGAGCUGAACAAAUGAAUGGUGCACCUGGACUAAAUACACAUGCUGAAGCAGCAAAUAAUCCGCAAGGACUGCAAGAGGUGCAAAAUGGCAUGCAGAACAAUUUAGUGCUGUUUUAGCAAGAUUUACUCUUGUUCUAUGGUCACGAUUGCUUCGUUGUGCGAAACGAUUGGGCGCGCGUAUAAUUUUGCGUAUGAUUAGAAAGAGAACCGCAAGUCAUCUUAUCCUGUUUUUAUAGAAAGAGUUCAAAAUGAAAUUUAGAAUUUUCAAUUUUUUGAAACCCUAACUGACCUUCCUUGCUUGCCGGGGAGUGGUUCGAUAAUUAAUUUAGGGUUUCAGUUUUAAUUAAAGCAAAUUUUUGUCAUGCCGAAUUUUGUAACCUUCAAUUUGCAUGCAUGACCUUUAAGUUUCAUAUAUACGAAAACAUUAAAUAGAAAUAUGUAUAGUCAAUUUUAUAUGCUACAAUUAAAUUGAUUGGCAGUUGAUUUGAAUUCAAAUUACAUAAUAGAAAAUAGCCUGUUGUCGAGUUCGCUGUUGGCAUAUAUCCAUUGUUCCAUAUUUUCCCAUAUUUUUUUCAAUGAAAACGUCUAAGAAACGCUAAUAGCUUCUCUUCCUUACGGGCAAUUAUCUAGAAUGUGUAAUCUAGAAUAAUUCUGUAUGUUUCACGUGUUGUCAGAUUUACUAUUGAAAUUAAUAUAUGAUGAAAGAAUUAUCUAGUUUAGUGGAGAUUUCAAGUGAAUAAAGUUGAAUGUUUGU